ACGAGGGAGGUGGAACGCGAAACUCGCUUCAAGAUGGCCGCUCCUCGUGUCGCGUGCGUAUCAUGAAGAGACAUUACGUCGCCACGUAGUCCGUUUGGCACGUUCGCGUGAUUUCUGCAAGAUUGAGAAUCGUCGUGAGCGUAACGGUGAAUUUAAUACUCUCUCUGCCAUCAACGUCGUAUCAACCUCGGAUAAUCGCGCGCAAACCUCGGAGCUUGCUCGUUCACUGGAGGGUCGAGAAAAGCGCGAAGCGUUUGUGCUCGAAUUUACGGCGUCAGCAAGACAUCGGUGACGGUUCAACGUGACUGAGGUCUCUCCUGGUAGUCUCAACGUUUCCCUCGAGGCAUAAGGUUACAGGCCACUCCUGAGCGUGCUCUUUUGUGGUUAUGUGGUGAAGCCUUUCAGCAUCGGUGAAUCACCAGGUUACUGCGACACUACGGUGACAUUUCGCAGAACAAGCAUGAGCAGAGGCAACGAGAACAAUUUAUCGCUGGUGACUCCGCCGGCAAUCCGCGUCGGACCCAUCGUCACGCCCGGAACUAACGAGACAAUCUCUAUCGUGAUACCGUUAUCGGCACAACUGACCACAAUGGCUGGUCAAAAGAUCAACAAAAAUCCCAAAGAUUGCAGCAAGGAUCCAAAACAAACAACCGCCGCCGCUAAUACCACUCGAAGUCCGAGAAACGAUAGAACAAAGGGCUGUCCCUAUCCUACAUGCUCGCGAUAUGGGCGAGCGUUCUCAAGAGCGCACGAUCUGAAACGGCACAUUAUCCGACAUGCAAUGCGCAAAGAAAAGCUACAGCAGACGGAUGAGCACAAAAUUGACGUGGAAAACAUUACAAACGACGCUACCCUUCGAAGUGCUCUUUUACGCGGUAUAGACGACAAGAGCGGCUAUCCCUGCCCACGUUGCAAGAGGAGAUACAACGACGAAGAUAAACUCAGGGCACAUUUGGCCUCGCACUAUAAGCCAUCACCGAGAAAUGGCCAUAUAAAAUUUGAGGAUCAAGCUAAAGCCCUGCUACAGGGUCAAAUGUCCAUGGACAAGUCCGCGAUGCCGAAGGACCACCCCACUGAUGCAGAUGAUUUUUUGUUGGAAGAGAUGCUGUUACUGAAGAAGGAACCUCGAAGAUCAGAUAAAGGUGACUCGAAGAUCAGAUGCGAUUACUGCUCGAAGACCUUCAAGACCAAAUGGACUCUCAGCUCGCACGUGGCCGCUCACGAAGGUCGUUUCCAGUUUGAUUGCGGCCAAUGUGGCAAAAAGUUUGUUAGGAAGAGUCAUUUUGAGGGUCACGUGCGCUCUCACGAGGCAGCGAGACCCUAUGUCUGCGAGCAGUGCGGCAAGACAUUCAAAGAACUCAAGCAUCGUCGUGAGCACACUAAGAGGAAGCACUCGAAUAAUCAGAACGCGAUACAAAGCUUGUUGGAUAGCAUUGGACCUUGCGGGACCGAUGAAGCGAACAUCGAUCAAGCCAAGUUUACCUUGCUAAUGCCGGUGAACUUCAGCGCAUAAAGCAUAAAAAAAGAACAGGCCUUCGUCUCUUUCAGAGCUUGCUUGGAAUCUUUCAACUUCGAAUUCUCAAGGAAUAUUUGAUCCUUUGAAAAUCCUUUAUCUGUGAAACUCCAAAUUUUUGGAACAUUGCAUCUUUUUAUAACUUUAAGUCUUUGAAAAAAUUUAAUUUCUUAGAUCUUUGUGGAAUGUUUGGAAAAUCGGAUCUUCGAAACCUCAAAUUUUUAGGGUGUCGAAUUCUUGAUUUUGAUUGUUUGGAAUUUAAGAUCCUCGAGAUUGUGUGUUUGCUAAGACUUUGUGUAUUCAAAACUUUCAGUUUUAUAAACGGAUUCUCGGAGCUUCAGAAUCUUAAAUUUCUGAGACUUUAAUAGCCUGGAAUUUUGGAUCUUGGAACUCGAAUCUUUAGAUGUUUAUAAUUUUGCUGAUCUUAUGCAACCAAAAAGUGAUAACUUGCCGAUAACGAUGACAAAUCUCCAAAUUCGAUCAUGAAAUAUUCAAUAUACUUUAAUAAGGAUAAGUGAAGCUAGUUAUUGUGUUGACUAUAUUUGAUCUGCUAUUCUAUACUUCGCGAGAAAUGUCGAAAAAAAUAAAUCUUGGAUAAGUAAUGCUAUUAUUUUGUGUUUGCGUAAUUUGCAAAUAACAUGAGGUAUUCCAUAAAAAGAAGUC
This is a messenger RNA of Harpegnathos saltator (Jerdon's jumping ant), 2176 nucleotides long. RefSeq names its product zinc finger protein 271. Lineage: Eukaryota; Metazoa; Arthropoda; Insecta; Hymenoptera; Formicidae. The coding region runs from base 461 to 1513 and encodes 350 amino acids. The record is from RefSeq and is a predicted model, not a curated record. The transcript is spliced from 4 exons.